Messenger RNA from Populus euphratica (Euphrates poplar), 5204 nucleotides. It is a transcript of the gene HUA2, whose product is annotated as Tudor/PWWP/MBT domain-containing protein. NCBI's taxonomy places the organism in Eukaryota, Viridiplantae, Streptophyta, Magnoliopsida, Malpighiales, Salicaceae. The record is from RefSeq and is a predicted model, not a curated record.
UGCCCAACCCAGCAAAGGCCCAAAAUAUCUCUCUCUUUCUCUCUCGACACUGCUUCAAUUUCUCUCUCCAAAACCUCCACAAUUUCUCUCUCUCCUAAAAAAUCCCAAAUGCACAACCCUAGCACUCCUCACUCUCCUCCUUCGAUACCUUAGCACCCCUGUCGCCGGAAACCUAACCGGCACUUACCGCCGGCACAUAUCCGGCGAGAAUUAUUCGUUUGACGUCCUUCUCUAUUCGAUUCGAUUCGAAUUCUCCAUUUCAAUUGGCUCCCCUGUUCUUCCUUUUCAAAUUUCAGGUUGUUUCCGUGAUCAAUUACCACCACCACCUCCACAAAGAAGAAGUAGAGCGACACAAGUAACCGCCUAUGGCUCCGGGGCGUAAAAAGGGAGCGAAUAAUAAGAAAGUUCAGUUGCGUUUGGGUGAUCUUGUGCUUGCUAAAGUCAAGGGGUACCCUUCUUGGCCUGCGAAGAUUAGUCGGCCUGAAGAUUGGAAACGAGCCCCUGAUGCUAAGAAAGUUUUUGUCUAUUUCUUUGGAACUCAAGAAAUUGCUUUUGUUGCCCCUUCUGAUAUUCAGAUAUUCACAAAUGAAGUAAAGAAUAAACUGUCGGCUCGGUGCCAGAGUAAGAAAGAUAAGUUCUUUUCCCAAGCCGUGAAGGAAAUCUGUGCAGCUUUUGAAGAGUUGCAGAAGGGAAAGUCAAGUGGAUUGGGAGAUACUACUGAUAGAUCAGCACCAGGAUCUGAGGCUCCAUCUGUUGACUCAAUGGAAGAGGAUGAGGCAGAGGAGGACUUACAUGAGGACAUGGGUAAAGUUGGACAAAGUGGAGAAGUGUGGAAUUUAAGACGUGAAUAUAGUUCUAAGUUAGAGCGUUGCUCCAGUAGACGAGAUGAAGCAUGCUCUGAAGAUAUGAAGCCUUCCGUAUCAGGUGACGCAGAUGACAGUUCAUCCCCAGGUAUAUCUUCUGAAAAGAAGGUUAAAAUUUUUGAUAGUGCACAACCACAGGAAGUAUUAUCUGCUUCCAGUUCGGAUAAUGUUUGCUGUGUAAAAGUUGAAGCCUCAUGUAAUGGAAAUCUGGAUCUUAAUUGCAUUAAGAACCUGGGUACUGGUGAGGGGGCGUGGACAAAUCCCCAUGAGUCAAAGACAGUGUUUUCUGGGGCUGAGAGAAAAUUGGAAUGUAACUCCUGGGAACAAGUUACAGGUGGAGAAAAAGGCAAGCUUGCUAGUGGCAGUAUGAAGGAUUCCCCCCCAGGCCCUCCUAAAUCAGAAUUAGAAGCCAACGGUGGUAGAAAAGUAAAAGAACUAUCAAAAGCCAAGAAGGGUACUAUGGUGUCUGAUGAAAAAUAUGAAAAUAAGGUUUUUCAAAAGAAAAGGCGUGCCCACCCUGAUUGUGGAAAAUCUGAGCUUGAAGCAACUGAAAAUGCAAAUCCUGCUAAGAAAUCAAAGCGUGUAGAUGUGGCAGAUGAUAUUACAAAGGGACCUUUUUCAGAAAACAUGAGUGUUUCACCAAGCUCAAAUGUUGUUGAUGACCAAGCAGCCAAACGGUCCAUGGCACAUGGAAAAAGGGAGAUCCUUCUGGGAUUAAGAGCCCGAAGCGACAAAGCUAAAACAGAUGCUUUUGCCCAAACUAGUAAAGUUAAAUCUAAUCUUUCUUCUCACUCAGGUAAGGUCAAAUCUGGUACAUCUGCCAAGAUGAGUAAAGUUGAUAAUGAUGCAUCUGCCCAAACAGUUAAAGUCAAAAGUGAUGCUUCUGCACAAUGGGGUAACACUAAUACUGAUGUAUCUGUUCAAAUGAGUAAAGUCAAACUUGAUUCGACUGCGGAAAUUGGCAAAGCUAAACCUGAUGUUCCUGAUCCAACAAGUAAAGCUAAAUCUGAUGUUUCAAAUGAUGAAGCUGUGCUGCCUGUAUUAAAACGUCGUAGACGGGCAAUGGAGGCGAUGUGUGACGCUGCUGCCCUCAAUUCUAAUGACAGAAUGGAGAAAAAUGCUCUCGAGCUAAAGAGUGAUAUGGUUUCUAUUAAUGCGAGAGUUUCCAUUACCCAACAGCCCAAAAGGCGAAGAGCUGUUUGCCUUUAUGACAAUGAUGAUGAAGAUGAGGAACCCAAAACUCCUGUUCAUGGAGGGGCUGCCAAAAAUGGCAGAGAACCUGUAUCUGUUUCUGAUGCUUCCAAGAGAACUAAUGCACGAAUUGAAAGUUCUGUUAAUCAACAACAACGAAACUCUAUUAAUGCUCAGACAAGUAUCAAGGAUUCUACUGGUUUAGAGAAUAUCCAUUCCAAGGAAUCAUCUUCUCUGUUACAGAACAAUCCUUGUUCGCCCAGCUAUCCAAAAACUGUGAAGAGGAAUGAUACACAUAUCUCUCCAAGUCCUGGCAAAUCAGAGCCUGAGCAGUUACUGUCAAAGGAGGCAAAACCAAUCACAACUACCCCUAAGAGGUCUCCUCAUUUGCUUUCUGCCACCAAAUUAAUUGUGGAACAGCAUAAAGCUAUCAACCCUGUGGUUAAAGUUUCCACUCCUGGCACUCAAAAAAAGGCCCAGGCUGGACCUGGCAAGGUUUCAGGUCCUGUUUUGGAUGGUUCUAACGCUUCUCAAAAUCAUGCGCCAAGUCAAAAAAGUAGAGCAGCUUUUUCUGGGGAAAGGCCAAAAAGUACUCCUAAAGCAACUUCACAAAUGAGUAACCUGACUGUUCCAAUGGGUGCUUCAUCAGAACUGGAAGUUGGUAUGGAUGACAGACCCAGCUUUUUGGUAGAUUCUAAGACUCCAGAUUCUGUUACAUCUAUGAAACAUCUCAUUGCUGCUGCUCAAGAAAAAAGGAGACAGGCUCACUUGCAAUCCUUUCCUCUUGGAAACCCUGCCUUUAUAGCUCUCAACAACGCUCAGGGAAGGAGCCCCAGCUCCUCGCCAAGCCAACUUCUUUUGUCUGGUACUAGCAAUGCUGCACAGGCAGAUAUGCAGGGCUUUUAUCAUCGCACAGAUUUAGUUUCUCCAUCUACACAUGGUCACCAAUCAGCAUCACAUGACCAAGUGGAUGGUGAAGAAAUCGAGGAGCGGAGAGUUAGUUCUGGACACAGGGCUGCUGGAGGUUCACUGAGUGGUGGUACUGAGGCUGCUGUGGCCCGUGAUGCUUUUGAAGGGAUGAUAGAGACUUUAUCAAGGACGAAAGAAAGUAUUGGACGUGCAAACUGCCUUGCCAUUGAUUGUGCCAAGUAUGGCAUUGCAAAUGAGGUUGUGGAGCUUUUAAUCCGAAAAUUGGAAAGUGAGCCCAGUUUCCACCGCAAAGUGGACAUAUUUUUUCUUGUGGACUCCAUCACCCAGUGUUCACAUAAUCAAAAAGGUAUUGCUGGAGCUUCAUAUGUCCCUGCAGUGCAAGCAGCAUUACCACGCCUUCUUGGCGCUGCUGCUCCAGCAGGAGCUAGUGCUCGGGAAAAUCGUCGUCAAUGUUUAAAGGUCUUAAGAUUGUGGCUUGAGAGAAAAAUCUUGCCUGAAUCUGUUUUGAGGCGCUAUAUGGAUGAUAUUGGAGGUUCAAAUGAUGAUACCUCUUCUGGAUUUUCCCUCAGACGUCCAUCCCGAGCUGAACGAGCUAUAGAUGAUCCAAUCAGGGAAAUGGAAGGCAUGCUUGUUGAUGAAUAUGGAAGUAAUGCUACAUUUCAGUUGCCUGGCCUUUUAUCUUCUCAUGUGUUCGAGGAUGAUGAUGAGGACUUCCCUAGUAGCCCAUUUAAGGAAGGUGAUGGUGCGUUGGGCAUGACAGGAUCAAACCAUGCUUUAGGAGAUUUAGAAAUAUGUACUGCUACUCCAAGUGACAGGCGGCAUUGCAUCUUAGAGGAUGUGGAUGUGGAACUUGAAAUGGAAGAUGUGUCUGGACACCAAAAGGAUGAAAGACCUUCAUCCACAGGUGGAUCUUUUGAAAUGGAACCACAGCAGCAUUGCUCAGAUGGGCCAGAACCUGCAUUAAAUGAUUCUGCUGAGUUGCUGCCUCAACCAGAUGAUUCUCCACCACCGCCUCCUGAUUCUCCUCCUCCACCUCCGCCUUUGCCUUCCUCUCCACCGCCACCGCCACCGCCACCCCCCCCCUCCCCGCCACCGCCACCUCUACCACCCCCACCCUCAACAUCUCCAUCACCUCCACCUCCACCGCCGCUUCCACCUCCACCUCCACCUCUUCCAUCGCAACCACCACCUCCUCUUCCUCCUGUGCCAACCAUGGUACUGCAACCACCUGUACCAACUCAACCUUUGUUGCCAGCCAAACCAAUACAACCAUCUCAUUCAUCCGUACAGUCCUCCCCUCAGUUGGCAUAUCAACAAUCUGUACCUCAUGAAUACUGCACUACACCCAAUAGUAAUCAAAUUGUCCAAAUGGCUGGCAGUACUCCUCAUGGGAAUCACAUGUUUUUAAAUCCUCAAGCUCCUCAACAAAAUCCACAUUUUCAGCCAGUUAAUGCACCUUUUCCACAAAGACCACUGCAUCCAAACCUGGCACAAACUUCAACUGGUCAUUUCUCAUAUACAAAGCCUCUAAUUCAGCAGCAUCCUCAGCAUCCUUAUCCCCGUCCAUACCCUAUGCUAACACAUCCUGAUGGACGGCCACGAUUUGCUACUGAUGAACAGUGGAGGAUGCCUUCAAGCGAAUAUGCAGAUGGUCAGCAUGGUGCAUGGAUGAGUGGUAGAAAUCCAUCACAUGCAGGGCCUUCUUUUGGCCAGGAAGGUUACUUUCGGCCACCGCCUCCAAAUAAUAUGGGAUUUCAGGUUGCUCCCACCAAUAGUUUACCUGCUGGAGCUCCCAUUCCAGGUCAUGGUGUUUCACAGAUGUUGCCAUGUAGACCAGACAUGCCUUCCCUUAACUGCUGGAGGCCAGCUCAAUAACAAGUCUGAGGGCUUCUUGAGUUUUUGACGCUGUGAUCCUGAAAGGAGGAAGUACACUUGCAUUAUAAUAUGCCGCAAGGAAGGUUCCAUUUUGGACUUAAAACUACCACUUGAAGGCAGUGCUUGAACCUUGUGGAGACUCUUGGCAGGGCUGUGUAUAUUGUAAUUUUUCCUGACAAAUGUAUCCCGGGAACAUUUGCUUCCGAGUGUAGGACCAUGUUUCUGACUUGGUUAGUACAUCUGUUUCUUAACUCUUGUAAUUACGUUAGGAUAUAAAGAGAAAUUUUUUAAGCCACAAGUUUGACCAAUGGUAAAUUUAUUGAUCCUUUUAAUGCGUAACUUUUU